Molecule: messenger RNA, 2765 nt
Organism: Colletotrichum scovillei
Lineage: Eukaryota; Fungi; Ascomycota; Sordariomycetes; Glomerellales; Glomerellaceae
Product: ion transporter
Exons: 4
Coding region: 362-2467 (701 amino acids)
Biological process (GO): transmembrane transport; monoatomic ion transport
Cellular component (GO): membrane
Molecular function (GO): monoatomic ion channel activity
Source: RefSeq, a predicted model, not a curated record
CCGACCGCUUCUCAGCAUCCUGUUUUUUUUCCCCUUCUCUCUGUUGACCGCCUCCGUCUCGCGCUUUGCACCGUGGCUGAGUUGGAAUCUUCUGCUUGCUGCUGCUGCAUGCCGUUGCCGUUGCUCGUUUGCUUCUGCAGCUGCAAGUGAGAAAUUUCGCGGCACAUCUUCCCGAGUACCUGUUAACCAGAUCAAUCAGGGCGUGCUGACCGCUUGGCGACCCUGAAUUGCUGACCACCGCAAGAAAGGAGACAUCUUUUCUCACGGCUAUUCCCAAUUGGCCAAUCCGAGUUGCAUUCCUCUGCUGCAGGAUCGCGUUGCACACACACGAAAGAGAGGCACCGAGUAAGCACCAGCCAAGAUGCCUAUCCGCGUCAAGUCCAAGAAAAUGCCAAAGUCCCGGGACAUGAGCCCCGUGUCCAUGCACUUUGACACGUUUGAGCUGCCCGACAUUGACACGGACGAUACCUUCCGCGAGGUCGUCAAGAAGCUCUCCGUAUACUUCACCGAUGUCAUUGUCCUGCCGAGCACCUUUGAGCAGCUGCGUACCACCCAGGCCGGUGAGCCGUUGCGAGUCUUGGUCGAUCACUUGAAUGCCACCUGCACCAACCGGGCCAUUGUCAAUGCCCUUCUCGCACUGAAAUGGCACUAUGCCGUCGAUGAGGCCGAGUCCAACAAAGGCCUUUGCGAAGCCCGCGCCAACGCCUGUGAGAUUGUCGCCUGGCGCUUCCUCACCCGCCUCUCGGAGCGCGAGGCCGUCGACUUCUGCCUCUACGAGAUCCCCGACCCAAAGGAGCCGGCCACCCCGCCGCCCAACGCGGAUCUUGAGAGCAAUGAAAACUCCCCUCUGCUCUCCGGCGGCAGCUGGUCCAACCGCAGCGGCAGCCGCCGCGCCUCCGUCCGCCCGGGAAGCAGCGCCAAGCGCUACCAGCUCUUGUCCUCCCUCUCCAGGCUCACCAUGAGCAUGCACGCCGACCAGGACGAGGAAGAGGAAGACGACCCGACCUCGCCCUUCACCAACCUCAACGCCCUCGAGAUCGCCGCCGUCGCCGACGCCAAGCGCUUCCUCAGCCAGCACGUUGUGCAGAAGAUUGUCACGGGCAUCUGGAACGGCGACAUCAUCUUCUGGGACAGCCUCUCGGUCCACGCCGAGAAGAAGCCCCGCUUCUACAACGCCCACACGACCGACAUCUUUUCCCGCCUGCGCGUGCCCAAGUACCUCAAGUUCUGGGAGGCCUUCUUCUUCUUCAUCUUUCUGUGCCUGUACUACUCCGUCCUCGUCACCCAGAACACCGAACGCAUCACCCACAACGAAAUCGUCCUGUACGUCUGGCUUGCGGCCUUCCUCUACGAUGAGCUCAGCGAGUGGGCCGAUGCCGGAACCAUCUUCUAUGCCACGGAUAUCUGGAAUUUGUUUGACAUGAUCAUGAUAGGCAUCGGCAUCACCUUUGCCGUUCUGCGCGUUAUCGGUAUUGCCAACCACGACAUGAAGAUGACCGACACCGCCUUCAACGUCUUUGCUCUGGAGGCUCUCUUCAUGGUCCCGCGCGUGUUCUCCCUCCUCAGCUUGUCACCCUACUGGGGAACCCUCAUCCCCUGCCUGAAAGAAAUGAGCAAGGAUUUCAUCAAGUUCAUGGUUCUCGUGGUCAUCAUCUACCUCGGCUUCCUCACCACCUUCUCCCUCAUCGGCCAGGACGCCUACACGUUUUCUCACAUGACCAUGAUCCUCACAAAGAUCUUCUUCGGCUCCUCCUACGUCGGCAUCGAAAUCAUGGACGACAUUGACAAAGUCUUUGGCCCCCCUCUCAUGAUCAUGUUCAUCAUCCUCUCCUCCUUCCUCCUCAUGGGCUCCCUGACCGGUAUGCUCUCCAACUCCUUCUCCCGCGUAAUCACCCACGCCCGCGAGGAGUACCUCUACGUCUACAGCGUCUACGUCCUCGAGGCCUCGACCAGCAACCGCCUCACCCACUUCUACCCGCCCUUCAACCUCAUCGCCCUCGUCAUCUUCCGCCCCCUCCGCCUCUUCCUCCCCUCGGACGACAAGUUCCGCCACGGCCGCAUCAUCCUCCUCAAGGCCACCCACCUCCCCAUCGUCGGCAUGAUCCAGCUCUACGAGAGCAUCCGCAGCCGCGUCCACUCGGACGAGUACGCUGGCUUCAAGGGCCCGCGCGGCCUCACCGGCGCCACGAAGCAGCGCUCCCUCGGUGUCUUCCAGGCGAACCGCCCUUCGUCGGGAUACCGCGCUAGUGGGAGGUCGCCACGCCCCGCGGAGCGCAACAAUCACCCUUCCUCGCACCACUCGUCGCGCCCGCAGACCCGCGCUGCGGAAGCCGACGACAUGGACGCGCCCUCCGUGGUCGAGGUGCGCAUCUCGGAGCUCACUGACAAGAUUGAUAAGCUCACCGCGCUCGUCGAGGCUCUGCAGUCGCAGACGCAGCCCGGUACCUCCCCCUCUACCUCCUCUUGAAAGCUGGACUACAAUGGUCCACCCAUUUUGGUCUAGAUAGGUAAGGUUCGGCCUUACCUGAAUCUGGCUUUCUCCCAACGUUGGAUUGAUGUCAAGAUGUUGUGUGUGUCACGCGCGCAUGUGCGUCUGUGUAUGUGUGUAUGUGUCUCGUCGAUCAGUGAGAAUCUCGGUUGGAUCUAUCUGCAUUGCCCGGUGCAUUUUCGGUGCCUGUCUUUCUGUUUUUGGUUUUGGUUUUGGUUUCAGCUCGAUGUGCAUAUGCGUUUUGCUCUUUUCUGGAUGAGAUGAAAGUAUGUGGGAC